AUGCAAAGUAUCAUACCAAACACAAAUCCAGUCAAUGUAGAUCUCCCUUGCUGCCAGUGUGCCAGUCUGCAAGAUCAUGAGCUCGGCAUCUCGCCAUGCUGCUCAGGCGAUCAUUGGACAUACGCCUUGGCACAAAUCAGAAAGAAUGCAUACAGCUCAACGAUCGCCGCAAUCUCGUCCCCAGCUUAUCAUAUUCAUGCGUACGAAACCAAGUACAAGAAGUCAUCCAGCAACACGCUAGCCCACUUGCCAUUGCCAGGCACUGAAAACGACGUCCUGGGCCUGUUUGGAUACAGCUUUAAUGCAGAGCCAUUUUCCACACAAAACAUCUUUGAAUACAGACAGCAUCGCUCAGAGCAUCUGCUAAUGCGCAUGCUCCAUUGUUUUGCCAAGCACGAUUUCAACCUGUCGUUCGUCAGAUUGUCUCCCGGCACAUUUAUGGUACAGAAAUGGGAGUUUUGCGAGCCAUUAGUUUACCCUACAUCUGAUUCAUCACUGAUCAAUGCCAUGGACCUGUUCACCAAAGACGAUACCUUGGCGCCCAUUGACACAUUCACGUUCAACGAUUUGUUCAACGACAUGAUGGAGCAAACCAACAUAGCAGCGAUAGAAAAGAAGCGACUGGAAGAGGAGGAAGCACAGAAGCAAAGAGCACAGACGUUUGUGCCAUACACACAUACCAUAGGCAUUCGAUACACAAACCCAUACAGCUACAACCGAGACGUGCUAGUGAGAGGCAACAUACCACUGUGGUGUCAGACGCUAUUUAUUACCGAGUGCUUACGGCUGUUGCCUAUCGCGCCGGGCACAGUCGUGCAUGGUAUCUUGCCGUUUGCCAAAGACAUUGGAUUUCAUUUUCAAACUGUGCCUACCGUCAAGGGUAAUCGCUUGCUAGAGCCUUACCCCGAGAUAUGUGUCAUGUAUGAACGGUUUGCUAUGGAGCUUAGUGAUCCUCAGAUGAUGCUAGAGAAUAGGGACGUUCAUGGGAAGCGAUGGGAAGAUGUACAAAACAAAAUUUUGGCGGGUAUACUGUACUGUGAGAUACCAGAUCACACGGCUAGUAUCAUCACCUCAUUAGCUAUUGAAUGGGCAAAAACACAGGGUCUGUCUUGA
Molecule: messenger RNA, 1113 nt
Organism: Mucor velutinosus
Lineage: Eukaryota; Fungi; Mucoromycota; Mucoromycetes; Mucorales; Mucoraceae
Exons: 1
Coding region: 1-1113 (370 amino acids)
Source: RefSeq, a predicted model, not a curated record